Spea bombifrons (plains spadefoot toad) is the source of this 1494-nucleotide messenger RNA. It is a transcript of the gene LUC7L, whose product is annotated as LUC7 like. NCBI's taxonomy places the organism in Eukaryota, Metazoa, Chordata, Amphibia, Anura, Pelobatidae. The coding region runs from base 381 to 1187 and encodes 268 amino acids. The transcript is spliced from 11 exons. Gene Ontology annotation, cellular component: U2-type prespliceosome; U1 snRNP. Gene Ontology annotation, molecular function: mRNA binding. Gene Ontology annotation, biological process: mRNA splice site recognition. The record is from RefSeq and is a predicted model, not a curated record.
GCUUUGAUUCGGCGGACCACUUUUUCCUGCACACAGCAACACGACUUCCGGUCUCGUUUUUCUUUCCCACAAUUCUGUGUCGUUUAGUUAUCCGAGGAACAAGUCGGCGGUGUUCUAGUUUGUUUUCGAGUGCGUGUAGUGAACGCUGGGUGCAUCAUGUCCGCCCAGGCUCAAAUGAGAGCAUUGCUGGACCAGCUGAUGGGCACGGCCAGGGAUGGUUCAAUGUAUGUUUGCCUGCCUACAUCUGCACUGGAGUUGCAGAAAAGCCUCACUCAUCGAGCCGGGAUGAGACUCGGCAGAGAGUGAAGUUUACAGAUGACCGUGUCUGCAAAAGUCAUCUGUUGGAUUGCUGCCCUCAUGAUAUUCUUGCAGGAACGCGUAUGGAUUUGGGUGAAUGUACAAAGAUUCAUGACCUGGCGCUGAGAGCUGACUAUGAAAUAGCGAGCAAAGAAAGAGAACUGUUCUUUGAGCUUGAUGCAAUGGAUCAUUUGGAGUCCUUUAUUGCAGAGUGUGACAGGAGAACUGAACUUGCCAAGAAACGUCUUGCUGAAACCCAAGAGGAAAUAAGUGCAGAAGUUGCAGCAAAGGCUGAAAAGGUGCAUGAACUGAAUGAAGAAAUAGGAAAGCUGCUGGCAAAAGCUGAACAACUGGGAGCUGAAGGGAAUGUGGAAGAGUCGCAAAAAAUCCUCAUGGAGAUGGAGAAAGUCAAAUCCAGAAAAAGAGAAGCUGAGGAGGAAUAUCGGAAUUCAAUGCCUGCAUCUAGCUUUCAGCAGCAAAAACUCCGUGUGUGUGAAGUAUGCUCUGCUUAUCUUGGUCUACAUGACAACGACCGCCGUCUUGCAGAUCACUUUGGGGGCAAAUUGCAUUUAGGAUUUAUUCUGAUUCGUGAAAAACUGGAAAUGCUGAGGAAAGCUGUGGCAGCAAAGCAAGAAAAAAGAAACCAAGAUCGCUUAAAGAGAAGAGAGGAGCGAGACCGUGAAGAGAGAGUAAGCAGAAGGUCUAAAAGCAGAGACCAUCGGAGAUCCAGGUCUAAAGAGAGGAGACGGCGAAGGUCUCAAUCUUCAUCACGUGACAAGAGAAGGUCUCGUUCAAGGUCAAGGGACCGGCACAGACGUCAUCGAAGCCGUUCAGGCAGUCGUAGUAGAAGUCACCGCAGUUCAAGAGACAGGGGGUCAAAACACAAGUAACUACUGGAGCACCUCAUUACAAGAAGUAAUUGCAUUCGCCUGAACCUUUUUAGACGGCACAGAUUGCACCCAAGGACCACUUUUGAGAGACUUCUUUGCAGUUGGGAGAGCUUGAAAGUACUUCAGAUAGCAUAUUUUGUGUUGCAUUGUAAAUAAUCAUUGUUCAACAGAUAAAUAUACGGUUUUUACUUGCCGAAAACUCAUCUUUUAUAAUCCUAAAUUUUUUAUUGUUUGAGAUAGGUGUGUUUGCUGAACUGUACUCUGCUUCCUGUAGUGAGAAUAUAAAUAAAGUAUUUGCUUAGUGUAA